This is a messenger RNA of Aspergillus affinis, 2829 nucleotides long. RefSeq names its product putative chitin synthase activator (Chs3). The transcript has 3 exons. Bases 1 to 2829 code for a protein of 942 amino acids. The record is from RefSeq and is a predicted model, not a curated record. Gene Ontology annotation, molecular function: protein binding. Lineage: Eukaryota; Fungi; Ascomycota; Eurotiomycetes; Eurotiales; Aspergillaceae.
AUGGCGUACCCCCAACGACCUAGGCAGAGGCCACCGCCGGUGAGAAACUACGGGGGUGGCGGCCCCCCUCCUCGGGGCGGGGGCUUUCAAGGACCCCCGCAGGAUGGAUACUUCGAUCAAGAAGCCUACGAUUAUGGCUAUGGCAACCCAAAACAGCGAUACGACACUGGAGGAUACGAUGAUACAGGAUAUGGAUACCCUGGUGACCAGGCGGCGGUCCCAAGAUCAUAUGGACCUCCUCGAGGAGCGCCGCGACCUCCUCGGGGAGGACAUGGUCCUCCUAUGCAGCCGCCGCCGGAUCGCAGCUACGCCUAUGGCGGACGAUCGGCGCCAAAUGGAUAUGAUGACCGUCGCGGCUAUGAUGAUAGGGGACCGCCGCGGUCAGAUCGAAUGAGACCACCUCCACGUCAGGUUCCGCAGUCGCCGGAUAAGAUGGGAUACGAUAACCCAUUCCCAAUGUUUCCACCAAAAGACCCCUCCCGUGGGCGGGCUGACUCUCAGGGCCGAAUUGAGAGGGGUAUGGCUGGAAUGGAUCUCAACGGUAUGCCGUCGGUGAAGCCGCCAGUGCGCCCGCAUACCUCUAAUGGACGACGGCCGGAUGUUUCCGCUCGUCCACCCAUGCCCAUGGCCCCGCCGCCCGGUCGUGGGCGAGGAAACGCUCCUGGACCACCGAUGCGAUCGGCCAGCGCCGGACGCCAUGUAGCAGGCCCUGCGCUAGAACGAUCCUAUACUGACGCCAGCGAGCCGCCGCCGCCGAUUCCUCAAAUCAACAGGAGCGCGACCAUGCCGGUCACUUCAGCCCCUACCCCGCCACCAGUCACCAAACCCUUAUAUCCUGGACAGACUACGUACCAGGAGCCGAGUUACGCUGCGUUUCGAUACACCCGCGAGUAUAGCACGGAGGAACUAUUGGAUGUCUACUACAACUCGGCACACGCGGCUGAGCCCGACAUGCCCAAUUUCGAUGCGAUACCCGAACACGGCAAUGGCGGCUUGAUCGACGAGAGUUUGCCUGGGUUGGAACAGCCAAAACCGAGGAAGGCUCCCAUCGAAUCACCGCCUCCGUCAAGGGGGCAAUACACUGCCUUCAACCCCCAGUCUGCGCAGCUUCAUCAUGCCAAGUCCCAGCCAGACAUGCGAUCGGGAAAUGCGCCAAAUCAAUUUGAAAACGCCGGCUUUCAUUUUGAUCUUCCCGGGGAACCACCGUCAUCUCCGGGCUACUCUCCCGCGUACUCCCCUGGAUAUCGCCACGACAGUAUGGGUUUUGGAAUUGGCGACAACCCUUAUAACGAUCCGACGCCGGCACCGUACCACGGAAGCCAAGAUAGUCGCAGUCAGUCUAUAACAUCCUACUCUGAAAGGCGCCCGAGCUUCGCUACCCGAGAAGGGUCCAUUCGCAGUAACGGGCCUCCCAAACCCUACCGAGCCAACCAACCCGGCUAUGUCAAUAACCCGCCCCCGCCAGUUAACGAAAUGGGACCGGUCAUGGAGCCUGAUCAAAACCCUGAUGCGUUGCCUCACCAUCCGGUGCCUUUCCGACCAGGCCAUGACUCAGGAAGCAAGCCUGCGCCCAUGCGCCAGUAUAAUCCCAGCGUGCCAGUCUCAGGACCAGCCCCGACUCCUCCUCCUGCACCUGCAUCGGCACCGCCAACUUUACAGGCCCCCCCGGUGGAGAUGACCGUCUCUCAACCAGUCACGCGGGAGGAAAUCCAAAGACUCCAACAGAUCGUCAAGAGCCGUCCGUCGGACCAGAAAACACAACUUCUCCUGGCCAAGAAAUUGGUCGAGGCCUCGACUGUUCUGGUCGAAGCCAGUCGAAUGGACCCCAAAACAAAGGCCAAGGCACGAGAGAAGUACAUAAAUGAUGCGUACAAAAUCAUCAAGAAACUUGUUGCCGCCGGGAAUGGAGAGGCUCAGUUCUUCUUAGCAGACGCCUACGGCCAAGGCUCGAUGGGUCUUCAAGUCGAUAACAAAGAGGCGUUCAACUUGUACCAUUCCGCUGCAAAACAGGGGCACGGUCAGUCCGCGUACAGAGUGGCCGUGUGCUGUGAAAUUGGCGCGGAAGAAGGUGGCGGUACCAAACGUGAUCCAUUCAAAGCGGUACAGUGGUACAAACGGGCUGCUUCUCUAGGAGACCCUCCGGCCAUGUACAAGAUGGGAAUGAUCAUGCUCAAAGGACUCCUGGGGCAGGCGAAGAACCCUCGGGAGGGUAUUUCCUGGUUGAAGCGCGCCGCCGAGCGUGCCGACGUGGAGAACCCACAUGCGCUUCAUGAACUGGCUCUGCUGUAUGUGAACGCAGGCACUAAUGAUGUUGUCAUUCGCGACGAAGGCUACGCCUGUCAACUUUUCCACCAGGCCGCAGAGCUGGGAUACAAGUUCUCCCAGAAUCGACUGGGCACUGCCUACGAGUACGGACUACUGGGAUGCCCGGUGGAUCCCCGACAGAGUAUCAUCUGGUAUACUAGCGCUGCUGCGCAGGGGGAGCACCAGAGUGAGCUUGCCCUUAGUGGAUGGUAUCUUACCGGCUCCGAGGGCAUCCUGCAACAGAGCGACACCGAAGCGUUCCUGUGGGCGCGGAAGGCCGCCUCUGCGGGACUUGCGAAAGCCGAAUAUGCGAUGGGAUAUUUCACCGAAGUGGGUAUCGGUACGAGCUCCAAUCUCGACGAUGCCAAGCGAUGGUAUUGGCGGGCAGCUGCCCAAGGAUUCCCUAAGGCUCGCGAGCGUCUCGAGGAGCUUAAGAAGGGCGGCGCUCGAAUGCAAAAAACCCGUCUCUCACGGUCUGCCGUUAACCAACAAAAACAGAAUGACGGGGACUGUGUUAUUAUGUGA